This is a messenger RNA of Alternaria hordeiaustralica, 699 nucleotides long. RefSeq lists its product as uncharacterized. Gene Ontology annotation, biological process: mycotoxin biosynthetic process. The coding region runs from base 1 to 699 and encodes 232 amino acids. NCBI's taxonomy places the organism in Eukaryota, Fungi, Ascomycota, Dothideomycetes, Pleosporales, Pleosporaceae. The transcript has 4 exons. The record is from RefSeq and is a predicted model, not a curated record.
AUGGCGAAAGCGACGCAUGCAUCUCUCCAAGCUCUACACUUCGAGAGGAAUGCGAUGACGACAAAGGGCUCUUGCUCAGCAGAGGACCUCGUCGGUCGCUUCGUUCCUGUCUCAUGCACGAUCGAAAAGGUCGUCUGGUCACUCAAUGAGAGUUUCGCCGGUGAACCGAGCGCUGAGACGGAGAAGAUGUGGAAAAGCCUGAUACCAAAAGGACGAGCGUUCGUCCAACAUCCCAAGCUAGCGAAAGAGAUCAAAUCCAUGUCCGUCUUCCAUGAGCUGCAUUGUCUACACGGUCUCCGACAAAUGUACUACAAAAAAUCCUACCUCCUCUCCAAACACCAACACCACGAAUCCCAACGCUCACCACUAAGCCCGCCUCACAUAAAAAUCGAAACCACAUCCAGCAGCCACGAGCACCACUCCGCCCCCACAUUCACACCAAACCCUUUCAUAGAAGCCCUUCUCAGCUCCGGCGAAGAGCACGACGAUCCCGAUCAUAUCCAGCACUGUUUCGAGUACCUGCGCCAGGCUCUUAUUUGCGCUGCAGAUACCAAUCUGGAAGACACAAAGGAAGAGGUUGAUGAAGAUGGACUGUUGGGCGUUGCGACGAAGGGGUGGGGGUCCGAGAGGGUUUGUAGGGAUUUUGAGGCGGUCAAGGAGUGGGCGAUACUCUCAGACGUGCUCGACCUAACCGAGUAG